CAGUUUUGCAGGAAGCUUGCACCAUGGGCAAGGAGGCCAACAUCGUUGCCAUCGCGGUCCUCUCGCGGGCAUGGGUCUCGACCAUGGCGAUGAUCAGCGCGUACCUCAUCACGCCCUACGAUACAUCUGCAACGUCUUCGUCCAUCUUCCGCGCCUUUGCCACAUGGGACGGCGUCUACUACGUCGACAUGGCAGCCGAUGGCUACGGCUACGAGAACACCCAUGCGUUCUUUCCGCUCUUUGGCCUCCUGGCACGCUACGCCAGCGUGCUUCUUGCCCCGUUCUGCGCUCCGCAAACGGCCAUCUUGGUGGCAGGCUGGUGCAUCAGCAACGUGAGCUUUGUCCUUGCCGCGCGCUACCUCUACCGUCUCGGGCAACUGCUUCUCCAGAACGAGACGUUGGCGCGCCGCUCGGCCAUCUUCUUUUGCUUUUGCCCCUCUGGCAUCUUUAUGUCGUCGUGCUACAGUGAGAGCUUGAUGUGCGUCCUGAGCUUUGGUGGCAUGUACUACCUCGAGCUCUACCGCACGUCGGCGCCGCAUCGGUCCUCGACGCUGUACCUCGUGCUGAGCGCGAUCCUGUUUGGCCUGUCGUCCGCCACGCGCUCCAACGGCAUUCUUUUGUCUCUGUACAUUGCCUACUACCGCCUUCUCGCGUCGCCCUCGCCAACCCAAGCGCUCAUUUCGUUUCUGCGCUACUGGGUCGUCACUGCGCUGCUCGGCGUCGUGGCCAUUGGGCCCCAACUGGUCUACUUUGCGUUUGGUAUUGCCGCCUACUGCCCGUCCUUGUCGCCGUACACGGCAUCUUUUGCAUCUCUUGUCGGCCUCACGUCCAAGCUCGCCAUCGAUCGGCCGUGGUGCGCCAACGUCGUGCCCAACGUCUCGGCCAUGUACAUGUUUAUUCAGAAAGAGUACUGGGGCGUUGGCCCGUUUGCCUACUACCAACUGAAGCAGAUCCCCAACUUUGCGCUGGCGACGCCGAUGUUGCUCCUCUCGUCGUACGCGCUGCUGUCGUACUGGCGUCCACGGACGCGUUCUGCCGCCGUGGUGCUGCCGUCGCCGCUGCAGCCCUACAUGGCGCAUCUCGCCUUCCUGCUUGCAAAUGCCCUUGUCGUGCUCCACAUCCAAGUGCUGACGCGGUUCCUCUGUGCCAACCCGCCGAUCUUUUGGGCUGCGGGCCACCUCUCGAUGACGCACCCGACGGCGAGCAAGGGGCUUCUGCUGUAUGCGCUUGGCUUUAGCGUUCUCGGCGCAGUCCUCUUCCCGUCGUUUUAUCCGUGGACUUGAGGAUUUCGUCAUGAGAACGAUUUCUAGACCUGUAAAUCGCACUUGAAUCGGCAGCUACUACAUCACUCCUCA
Molecule: messenger RNA, 1355 nt
Organism: Saprolegnia diclina VS20
Lineage: Eukaryota; Oomycota; Saprolegniomycetes; Saprolegniales; Saprolegniaceae
Exons: 9
Coding region: 24-1283 (419 amino acids)
Biological process (GO): GPI anchor biosynthetic process
Cellular component (GO): mannosyltransferase complex; endoplasmic reticulum membrane
Molecular function (GO): alpha-1,6-mannosyltransferase activity; GPI mannosyltransferase activity
Source: RefSeq, a predicted model, not a curated record